CCCAUUUGAUUACAUACCUCAUUCCGUGAGCGUGUAUUUACGCGUACGUGAGUGUGCGUAUGCAUAUCGUCCGCUUUCGGAGACAAGGAAGGGCAAAGAUAGAGAGGUGCAGUCGAAACUCUAUAGUUGAGAAAAGGGUAGAGGUAGAGGGACAAUAGCGGUAGCAUAGCGGUAGAGAUCGGGUGGAGGUAGCAAGCAGGCAGUCAACACACAAGAGAAUCAACAAAGUGAAAACUGUUUAAAUAUUGCCGAUUUGGAGUGCAUCAGAAUUUUGACUCGAGUGUAAAUAGGGUUUACGAGUGUCAUGAAGAGGCAUGCGUAUGAAAUGAGCGGAUACAUUACAGUGUCGCAAGUGAUAAUAGAACAUUUGGAACACUCGGAACAUGCAAUAUUAAAAUCAUUACGGCGGAUGCUGCCUGCAAAAUAAACGUUGUGCGAAGUGUAUGUAGCUUACCGUCUCAUCUACUAAGAAAUUUGAACUCAACAUGCGGCGUGCUCGAAUAAAAGCUGUAGCUAAUGUUCCACUGCGACGGAAAGCUACUCAAGAUGCUUCUCAACCAGAACCAUCACAACCAGAACUAUCUCAACCUUCCAGCCCUAAGGUGGAAGGUACUGAUAAAGUUGCAGCUGCAGCUGACAUCGAAAAGCCAAUCAUUCCUAUUAUCGCUGAGGAAUCAGACUCUGCGAACGUAGAGUCACAAACACCAUUAUCAGUAAAAGUAGAUCAGGAAACAACAUUCGCUCCUGUGAACGAACAGAACGAAAACAAUGAUAUUAAUAAAUUGUCAGAAGAAUCAACUAUUCUAUCUCCUGAGUCUACUUUUGCGGCCCUCGCAUCUCCUCCUUACCGAUCAGAGUCCAUUAAAUCAGAUUCCGCCUCAAUAAAGUCACCUGCGUCACCUUCAAAAUUAUUACAAAACAGAUCAAGAUUUGUCAGACCUGUUCCAAGACUGGAUGGUAGCGGUAGAAUACGUAGGAAUAGUAUACAAGGAAGUGGCGCCAGUGCAAGCGAAUCGGAAGACGAUGGCCGGAGACCUAUUUCUGCAGUACCUAAUCGUAUCAGGAACGACUCGUGUUGCUCGGUGCAGAGUAACAGGGACCCCAUAGUUAAUUCCAAUGUCAAUAAUGUACCAGAAUUCAGGCCGUUACCAAAAAGAAGAAUGGUCAUUUCAGAAUCUGCUAGAAAGUUAGCAGAGGCUAGACGAGAGUUUUUACAUAAACAUGGAAAGAAAACACCAGAUCGAAAUAAACUGACGAUGUAUGAUCUGAUAUACUACAAUCCUGUGACAAACCCGAUGAAAAAUCCAGACACGUCAACCCCGGCAAUGAGAAUGGAACCUGUUUCUAUGUCAAAUGAUGACAUCGAGCAUACUGAAGAGGAAAAUGUGGAUGAACCAGCUGCAAUGCCAGUACCACAAGUGAAAGUUGGACCGGAUGGUCAAUUAAUUAUUGACGAGCAAAGUCUGGUCAUAGAACAAACUGGAACAAAGAAGGGACGCGAAGCAUUGGCUAACUCAGAGGUAGUAGUAGACGAAGGGCGUACUGGUAAUGGAUUUUACAAGCGACCUAAGAAAAGCAAAGAAUGGCCAAAAUGGGAAACCUUAAGAUUUUAUAAAGCUUUGAAUACAAUUGGUACAGAUUUUCUUCUUAUGCAAAGCUUGUUCCCCAAUCGAUCUAGACAAGAAAUAAAGUUAAAAUUUAAGAAGGAGGAAAAAACAAACAGACCAUUAGUUGAAAAAGCAUUGAAAUAUCAUCAAGAAUUCGAUACAGAUGCAUUGCAGGAAGAACUUGCAAUUUUCGCGGAAAAAGAAAAACUUGAAUUGGAGGAAAAGAACAAAGCAAAAGAAAACAAGACUAAGGAUAAAGAGAGAUCGAAGACUAAAAAGAGGAAGAAAUGUGCAUUUGUUACUUCAAGCAUUGGGCAAGAUGAAGAAACUGAAGAAGAAGAAGUAGACGAAGUCGAAGAUCAAAAUUCAGUUUCGGGAGAACUGGUAAAAUCGGAAACAAACAACAAUUUGAGUAUUGAAAAAUCGAAAACCCGUAAGAAACAUAAAAAAAACGUAUCGAUAGAGGAAGCUUUGGAUGAUUUAAUGCAAGGUGCAGGUAUCUUCAGUGAUUCUGAAAGUGAAACUGAAAUUUAUGAAGUGAAACCGACACGUUCCGGUAGAUGCCCAAAGAUUAGAAGAUUACAGGCUCCUGAUAUAAACAAAAUGGAUGAUCAUCAUUCAGACGAUAUUUUGAAUGAAGAUGAAAAUAUCACGGAAGAAUGUGUUACACCGGAAAUAGAAAAAUCUGAAUUGAUUUCAGAUGCCUCUGUCAAAGAGGGUGAAACUAUGGAAGAUCCCUCGGAACAUGUAGAACAUAAGAUUCCUGAUAUAAGUAAGGCAGAACCUGGUUCCUUAGUAAUUUUGUCCAGUGAGUCGCCAGAUGAACCGGGGAAAACCAUGUUACAAGUUUAUAUGGUAAGUCCGAAUCCAGAUCCAACGAUGGUGAGCAGUAAACAAAAUAUCCCACCGAUUGAAUUAUCACCAGAACUUCUAGCUACGGUCACAACUAAAAUAUCGAAAAAUGAUCCACCGAACGUCGAUGCACAACAGUCUGUAAAUAUGACAUAGCAUAUUUAUUUACUCUUACGACUUACUUGUAUCAAUUUCGACGCAGCUGCAGUUUUAACGCGACUUCCAUUAUUCAUUCACUUCUAGAAUAAAAUUAUCUUAUAAUAGAUGAGUGACAACUUCAAAUGAUCUAUAAAUGCAGACAAAUAUUUUCGCGAAUGGAAACGAUUGUUUCAAAUUUCAAUAUUACAAUCUUUACAAAUUUCAAUAUUAGAGGACUUGGAAUUUGGAUGCCACGUUUAGUUAUUCAAAAUUCACAAUAAUGCCUGCAAGCAUGUAUUGACUGGUUGAUAAAAAUUGAGUAAAUUGUCAUAUUUUCUCAGUAUUUUGCCAUGUAUUACUCCAUGUGUUAACUGAGGAUAUCUAAAGAUCGCUAGAUCCUAUGAGAUCAAUGUGCGGAAUGCUGGAUAGGCGACAGAAGGUGAGAGGAGGGACUAGGAGAAAUUACUGUAAUCUGUAGUUAUCGGCUUGAUCCACAUUACCUGCUCAUUAAUCCUACAACUCAUGACUUUAUUUUUUUUACCUUCAAACACAUGACUGGGGUCGAAACGUACCUCGCCCUUUUCUUGAUCAUAAAACCGGUCCUAUGCUGAUAAACAGACUUUCUCAUACAUGGUCUUCUUCUUUUUUCAUAAGGAAGAGAAUGGUGUACGAGAAAUCUGAUAUUAUUUACAUUUAGUUAUUGAAAACCCAUUCGAAGACAGAAAUGUGCAUUGCGAUAGCGGUGCCGAGCAUAGUUCAGAGUUCGCAUGGGGUGCGUUCAGACCCUAAUCAUGAGUUCUAGGGUUAAACGAAUUGAUGAGUGCAGAAAACCGAAAAUAACACUGACCUCGUCGUCACACAGAUUCCCACAGGUUUAAUAGUCUUUAGAUAGCUUUAAUCAACACUUUGUGUACUUCGAUUCGAUUAAUUAGUAUACUGACAUUUCUUUGUCUUCGUGUCACGGUAUUCAUUGAUAUUCAUAAGUGUACAUAGAUCUAAGUACAAUUAGAUUGUGAUAAUUUUUAUUUUAAUAUUACUUGUAAAUACGGUUUCUUUCUUACCUCACAUGCGAUUUUUCUGAUACUCUGAGCCCACUAGCAUCGUUUUUUCAUUAUGUACAUCAUACAUAUCACCUGUUAUUAAUCUGUAAGUUCGUAUACGUUAGAUCAGCGUGAGAAAAUAUAAACAUUUUUUCCCUGUAUUUACUUAUUUAAUGUCAAGAGCGUCUUUACCUUACUGAAAUAUGUAAUACUGAACGCAUACAAGCGUGCCAAGAGAGAGUGCUAGCAAACGGAUGAUCUAUCUCUCCUUACGACCCGUGGUAAAGUUGUACGUAUAUCUGAAACCGGUGAUCUAUCUCUGUUCUUACCACUUGGGAUAUGCUUAUAUGAUGAUAUUUAACACGAUAUGCUUUGCUACUACAGUAACCAUGUGGGUAGUGCACGUUGUAGUUAGUGUAUAUUUCAGUGGUCUCACUUGCUUCAAAUGUAAACAUUUUUUUCCUUGCGAAGAAGAUUAAUAUCCAGAGAUAAUGGAAAACUGUUCACUUUAACGGCGCUUGGAUUAACUUUACAUAUUACAUGUGAUCCGAAAUAAUUGCAUCUUUUUGUACAAGAUAUACUCUCGUAGAAUAUUGUACCAAUUGAUGCUUGGUGAUAUAUUUAUUACAAAGCUUUAACAGUUAGAGUUCUAUUUAUAACCACAGAUACAAACCAGGAGAAUGUAACUUAAUUUCUAUUCCUUCACAAAAAUCACAGUGGCAAAACUGAAAAACAUACUAAGAAGAUCUCACGAAACAAAUUCAAUCAAGGUACCUGAUGUGACCUCAUGCCUUGAGUUAACUGCUGUGGUAGUUGCAGCAUCAUUUGUGCCUCGGAGCUCUGAUUUGUGGCCAUGAAUCAUCAUACGUUAUACUUAUUUAUGAUGUUAUAAAGGUUUAUUUAAGAUUUAUACAUUUGUAAUUACUGUACACAGAUAAGUUAAUCUUAAAUCAAAUGUUAGAUUUGUUUUUGAAAGUAUUUAUUUAUUUCUUAAAUCGAACUUCAAUAAGUGCGGCUUUUAUAGUAGAAUGCAUUUAACCUGGCAUGUAAAAAUACAACUAAUCAAGUGUUAUUCUGACCUGAUAAAAGUUUUGAAUAAAAAAUUCAAUCUUUAAAUGAAACUCUGACAUCAAAUACUUCAGUUUUCCAAACCAUGCCAUUCAGGUUCUCUGCAAUGCUGAUCCCAUGCUCUGCGUGUUUGGUAAAAGAUUUUUAACAAACAUUGCUGAGAAUCAUUCAAUUCUUG
Molecule: messenger RNA, 4883 nt
Organism: Neodiprion fabricii
Lineage: Eukaryota; Metazoa; Arthropoda; Insecta; Hymenoptera; Diprionidae
Gene: Bdp1
Product: transcription factor TFIIIB component B'' homolog
Exons: 5
Coding region: 486-2615 (709 amino acids)
Biological process (GO): RNA polymerase III preinitiation complex assembly
Cellular component (GO): transcription factor TFIIIB complex
Molecular function (GO): TFIIIC-class transcription factor complex binding
Source: RefSeq, a predicted model, not a curated record